Messenger RNA from Sapajus apella (tufted capuchin), 7131 nucleotides. It is a transcript of the gene ZNF445, whose product is annotated as zinc finger protein 445. NCBI's taxonomy places the organism in Eukaryota, Metazoa, Chordata, Mammalia, Primates, Cebidae. Gene Ontology annotation, biological process: regulation of transcription by RNA polymerase II. The record is from RefSeq and is a predicted model, not a curated record. Bases 1514 to 4606 code for a protein of 1030 amino acids. Gene Ontology annotation, molecular function: RNA polymerase II transcription regulatory region sequence-specific DNA binding; DNA-binding transcription factor activity, RNA polymerase II-specific. Gene Ontology annotation, cellular component: nucleus. The transcript has 7 exons.
CCCACCUUUGUGCUGGACUACUAUGGCUUGGAUGUAGCCCUCAACUGAAAGCCACAGUUUCUCUCAGGUGGCCUGCUCCUAGGGGUGAGAAUAGCUUCUAAAUGUUGCUAGCCAUGGGACGCAUCACCCCAUGUUGCAUCUCCUUAACCCUGUCCACAUGUGUAAAUUGCCUCUUGUGAACUCUCCCCACUUACCUUGUUUGAAUGUGCCAUCUGUUUAUCACCUCAUCACCAUCUCCCUUGUGUUUCCAUCUUUGGUGAUAGGGGCAUUAAAAAGGGGUAGAUCAGAUGAGUAAAGCAAAGCCUCAGGGCACAGAUGGGCAUCAUCAAUGCCCAUCUGAAAGAUCAAUUGGCAACAUGUUGCAGCUGCCCCUGGGAAGCACAGACCAGAGGACUACCAGCAGCUUGCAGCAUGCCCUCCAGUGGCAGCAGACGGUUUUAUGACAUUGGCUCUGCAUCCUCAAGGUUCUCUGGCACUGGCAACAGAUGACAUUUGCCCUACAAUCUCUCCAUGUUGAUUCACCUCCUCUUCAAGCAGCCUCUCCACCCCCAACUUACUCCUCCCAGAUUCCACAUAUUAUUGGCAGUGGCAUCAUUGUUCACUCACCAGGCGAGCCUAGUUAGAAUUCACCCACAGGAGAAAGCAAGUGAAGGCCGUGGGAAGCUAAAAUAUGGUGCACCUCUGGGCUGGCUAUGAACAAGUAUCCCUGGGCAUGGUGGUGAUGGGGAUGAGGUCGUCCUGGAAAGGCAGGAGUCCAAGCACCUAACUUCCCGUAGGAUCUGGUUCCCGUCUUUGAAGGGGACACAGGGGAAGAACAAGCAGCUCCCUUAAGCUCUUCUCCUGGCCAGAAGCAGUCCGCUAGAUAUUGCUGGCCCUAUUUUCACCCCUAGCUUUGGAUUCCUUUCUUCCUUGGAGGGAAAGAGGCCUUCAGGGCAGCCCCGCAGACACUACAGGAGGGAUGUAAGAAAACGGGCGCGGCUGGGCAUCCCAGCGGAAGGGAAGUGUCCGGCGGAGGGAGGUGAGGGAUGUUGAACAAGCCUCGCCUCCCACCGCACCGGGGCCCAGGAGAAGCGGAGAUGUUGGCCCUCCCAGUUUCCUAGAGAGGCCGCGGAGGGCCCGGGGCGCCAACGCGCGUGCGCGACUCCAGCCGCCGGGAGGUAGGCGCGGGACUGGCAGCUGCGGUGGCGGCGGGUGGACCGAUUGUCGCUUGGCGGGAGUCGGGGACAACCUAACUCUGGUCUGCCUGAUACUGGCAUGUACAUCUGUGCAAAUGCUCUUCUCAUACAUACAAAGAUGAUCCCAACCACCAGGAUCCAACUGCACCAUGUAUAAUGGACAUCAUUCUCUCAUCCCCUCCUGCACAGAAAUGCUGAUUAUUUCAGUCACUUGCCAAAGACUUCUGAUGGCUCAGCAAAUGGCAUUGUUCACUGCAAUGCUGAGAAGAUACUUCUGAGGACCCGCAUCUAAGGUGGACUUGGCUCGUGCUCUUCUGGGUAGUCCCUGAACAGGAGUGAUGCCUCCAGGCAGGUGGCAUGCUGUGUAUCCAGCUCAGGCCCAGUCUUCAAGGGAGCGAGGGCGGCUUCAGACAGUAAAGAAGGAAGAAGAGGAUGAAAGCUAUAUUCCAGUGCAGACUGCCAGGCCACAGACACUCAACCGCCCUGGCCAGGAGCUGUUCCGCCAGCUCUUCAGACAGCUUCGCUACCAUGAGUCUUCUGGGCCCCUAGAAACUCUGAGCCGGCUCCGGGAACUCUGUCGCUGGUGGCUGAGGCCUGAUGUUCUCUCCAAGGCACAGAUCCUGGAGCUGCUGGUGCUGGAACAGUUCCUGAGCAUCCUGCCUGGGGAGCUCCGGGUCUGGGUGCAGCUCCAUAACCCUGAGAGUGGUGAGGAGGCUGUGGCCUUGCUGGAGGAGCUGCAGAGGGACCUUGAUGGGACAUCACAUAGGGACCCGGGCCCUGCCCAGAGCCCAGAUGUGCAUUGGAUGGGUACAGGAGCCCUGCGAUCUGCACAGAUAUGGUCUCUUGCUUCACCUCUCAGGAGCGGCUCUGCUCUGGGGGACCACCUGGAGCCUCCCUAUGAAAUAGAAGCACGUGACUUCCUGGCUGGGCAAUCCGAUCCUCCUGCUGCCCAGAUGCCUGCCCUUUUCCAGAGAGAGGGGUGCCCAGGAGACCAGGUAACAGCAACCAGGUCCCUGACAGCUCAGCUCCAGGAGACUAUGACUUUCAAGGAUGUGGAGGUGACCUUCUCCCAGGAUGAGUGGGGGUUGCUGGACUCAGCUCAGAGAAACCUAUACAGGGAUGUGAUGCUGGAGAAUUAUAGGAACAUGGCCUUCCUGGUGGGACCAUUCACCAAACCUGCUCUGAUCUCCUGGUUGGAAGCAAGGGAGCCGUGGGGCCUGAACGUGCAAGUAGCUCAGCCUAAGGGGAAUCCAGGUGCUGCCCCUACAGGAGGUGACCUUCAAAUUAAAACAAAGAAAUUCAUCGUAAAUCAGGAACCUUUGGAAGGAGCAGAAACCUUAGCUGUGUCAUCAGAAUGUCCCGCAGCAAGUGUUUCUGAGGGAAUUGGGCUCAGAGAAUCUUUUCAACAGAGCAGGCUGAAGGAUCAAUGUGAAAACCCCAUACAAGUGAGAGUUAAGAAAGAAGAGACUGAUUUCAGUCACAGGACAGGAAAAGACUGUGAAGUAUCAGGAGGUAAUAGUCUUGACUUAAAACAUGUUACAUAUUUGAGAGUUUCUGGAAGAAAGCAGUCCCUUAAACAUGGCUGUGGCAAACACUUUAGAAUGAGUUCACACCACUAUGACUACAAGAAAUAUGGGAAGGGGCUCAGACACAUGAUUGGGGGCUUCAGCAUACAUCAGAGAAUUCAUACUGGACUGAAAGGGAGCAAAAAGGAUUUGUGUGGAAAAGACUUCAGCCUUAGCUCUCAUCACCAGCAUGGGCAGAGUCUUCACACAGUGGGAGUAUCUUUUAAGUGCAGUGACUGUGGAAGGACUUUCAGUCAUAGCUCCCAUCUUGCAUAUCAUCAGAGACUUCACAGUCAAGAGAAAGCAUUUAAAUGUAGAGUGUGUGGGAAAGCCUUCCGGUGGAGUUCCAACUGUGCACGGCAUGAGAAAAUUCACACUGGAGUGAAACCUUAUAAAUGUGAUUUAUGUGAGAAAGCUUUCCGACGUCUGUCAGCCUAUCGUCUGCACCAGGAAACCCAUGCUAAGAAGAAAUUUCUUGAAUUGAAUCAGUAUAGGGCAGCUCUUACCUACAGCUCAGGGUUUGAUCAUCAUUUGGGAGACCAAAGCGGAGAGAAACUCUUUGACUGCAGCCAGUGCAGGAAAUCUUUCCACUGUAAAUCAUAUGUUCUUGAACAUCAAAGGAUUCACACCCAGGAGAAGCCCUAUAAAUGUAACAAAUGUAGGAAAACCUUUAGGUGGAGAUCAAACUUUACUCGUCAUAUGAGGUUGCAUGAGGAGGAAAAAUUCUACAAACAAGAUGAAUGUCGUGAAGACUUCAGGCAAGCCCCUGACCACAGUCAGCCCCACAGUGCCCCCACUGUGGAGAAAACAUUUUUGUGUCAGCAGUGUGGGAAAACUUUUACUAGAAAGAAAACUCUCAUUGACCACCAGAGAAUUCACACAGGUGAGAAACCAUACCAGUGUGGCGAAUGUGGGAAGGACUUUGCCUAUAGGUCAGCCUUUAUUGUUCAUAAGAAGAAGCAUGCCAUGAAAGGAAAACCUGAGGGUGGGCCAUCUUUUAGUCAGGACAGAGUGUUCCAGGUUCCUCAGAGCAGUCACACCAGAGAGGAGCCCUACCAAUGCAGCCAGUGUGGCAAGGCCUUCCGCAAUCACUCAUUCCUCCUCAUCCAUCAGAGAGUUCACACUGGAGAGAAGCCAUAUAAGUGCAGGGAGUGUGGGAAAGCCUUCAGGUGGAGUUCUAAUCUCUACCGACAUCAGAGGAUUCACUCUCUUCAAAAACAGUAUGAUUGCCAUGAAAGUGAAAAGACUCCAGAUGUGGAGCCAAAAAUCCUCACUGGUGAGAAACGUUUUUGGUGUCAAGAAUGUGGGAAAACCUUUACACGUAAAAGAACCCUUUUAGAUCAUAAGGGAAUACACAGUGGAGAGAAGCGCUAUAAAUGUAAUCUGUGUGGGAAAUCAUAUGAUAGAAACUAUCGCCUUGUUAACCAUCAGAGGAUCCACACUAAAGAGAGACCUUUCAAAUGUCAGUGGUGUGGGAAAGAGUUCAUUGGGAGACAGACCCUUUCUAGUCACCAGAGUAAACACACCAGAGCAGCACAGGCUGAACGUAGCCCGCCUGGGCUAUCUUCCUCUCAGGACACAAAGUUGAGAUUGCAGAAAUUAAAACCAAGUGAAGAAAUGCCUCUCGAAGACUGUGAAGAAGCUUGCGACCAGAGCUCCAGGCUUGAUGAGCUCCAGGACAUAACCACUGGGAAAAAGUGCCACAAAUGUAGCAUAUGUGGGAAAACUUUUACCAAGAGUUCACAACUCAUUAGCCACAAGAGAUUUCAUACUCGAGAGAGACCCUUCAAAUGCAGCAAGUGUGGGAAGACCUUCAGAUGGUCUUCCAAUCUGGCUCGGCAUAUGAAAAACCAUAUUAGAGAUUAGCCCGGGGUCUGACAGUGACAAUGGGAGUGAGUUCUCAGUCCCCUACUAGAGAACCCUUAAUUUUAGGCAGUGUGGGGAAACCUUCACAAAGGGCCCAGCCCUUUCUAUUUCGGAAGCUAGUGACAGAAUCCCAAGGAUUUAAAGGCUCGGGGAGUCUUCAGCCUGCCUGCUGGGAUGUGACGCUGGGGAAAUGCAGCAGCAUGUUCUUUGGAGCCCUUCUGGAGACUUGGGCCCCUAGGAUUGGCGUCUGUACCAUAGCCUGCAGCUCCCCCUGUCAGGUCUCCUUCCACAACUCUGAAGAGAAAAACCAUUGCCCUUUGUGGUUGGAUAAAAUGUCUGUGGCGUCACGGUCUGUGGCUUCUGGAAAGGGGCCAGUGGGAUCCUAGAUUUAUCUUCGAGUUUGGCCUAUGGCCAUGCUUAUUCUGUUGACUAAAAGCAGCAGCAUCAAGAACUCCUAGUCUUCCCAAAUGCCCCCUGGGGAGUUUUGGCUGGGGCUUUAGCCUUUCUAGCUAGCUUUUGGAUAUCUGCUAGGGGGUUAGAGUGGUCUCAGUGGCUGGUGGAGGACAGCAAGAUGCUGGGCUCAAGCGCUUGGCAUGUGGAGCUCUAUCAGUACCCUGUUGCCAUUCCUAUCCCACAGGCCUGCACAGGCAGCAGUGGUCCAUCUGUUUAACAGAAACGUGCUGAUCACCUCCUCUACACCAGGCACUGGUGUAUUUGUUGGACACCCAGCAGAGACCAGAACAGAUGAAAAUCCUGCCAUCUUGGAUCUUUAUAGUUGACAAACAAAUGGGAUAUUUAGUAUUCCGGAUAGUGAUGUGUGUGUGGUAGACAAAGUGAAUCAGAGAAGAGUGAGGGGGUGUGCUGGAUUGGGAAGUCAAUUGUGAUUUUAAAUAGUCUGAUUAGGGAGGGCCUUAACUGAGAAGGUGAAAUUUGAGCAAAGACCUGAAGGAGGCCAGGGAGCAAGCCAGAUAGCUCUCUAGGGAGAGUUGCAGGCAGAGGAGAUUGGGUCUUGUCUGAUGUCCUCAGGAUAGCAAGGAGGCCCCUGGGAUGGAGUGCAGGGAGCCAGCUGGAAGGGGAGGAGAGGGGUCAGGGAGCGACGUGAGCCUCAUGGGUCAUUACGGGGGCUUGAGCUGCCUCAGAGGAAGGCAGAGAGCUUUUGGACAGUUUUGAGUUGAGGAGUGAUAUGAUCUGAAUCUGAAUUACAUUUUACAGGGGUUAACCAUAGAUCCAAAGACUCAGUAAAAUGGAAUGGUUGAAGGGCUUCUCAUGAAGUUAUCCUUGCUGCUAGUUCCCAUAAGUCAGACUCCUCCUCACUCCAUUUCUGAAUUUUCUGUAGAAUCCUUGGCCUCAGCAGAUGUAAACGCUUAGCAUUGUGUGCACAUCUCUAGCCUCUGCACACUGCAGGUCCCCUCUCGCCCUCACAUACCCCCUCUCACCUUCACAUACCCCCUCUCGCCCUCACAUACCCCCUCUCGCCUUCAUAUACCCCUCUCCAUGUAUGAGAUCUGGUGCUGGCAUCAGAUUCAACCCAAAGGAACCAGCGCAUGUGCCUGCUGCCCUCGGGAGAAAAGGGUGGUCUGUUCUGGGAGGAGCUCCCUCACUGGCCCACCUACUUGUCUUGAAGCAAAAAGCAAGAAUCAAUUACUUAAAGGCAAAAGAUUGAAAUUUCUAAAGUAUGUGAGUAAUCAUUGCUUCUGAUUAUUGAAGAUGUCAGAUUAUAAAUGUAAGGAUAAAAUGUCUUAAUGUCUAAUAGUAGAGCAGUGUCCCCGACUGCAUUUUACUGCAAUUAGUAGGACCCAUUCAUGGAGCUGGUCAUUUCUUAUAAUGAGGAGAAACCAACCUGGAAGAUGUCUUUUUCAGUAGAGUACAGAGUAAUCUUAUCCUCUCUGGAUUGUCAUGAGCAGGUGAGAAUGAAGGCUCUGAUAUGGUGUAGUGGUAUCACAGGAUGGUUGGGACAGGGCAGACGUCUCCUGUUGGUGUUCUGAUGCCUGUUCAGCUUUGUCCUCAGGAAGGUUUGAUCAUCUUGGUUCUGCCAUCCUCUUGCCUUCCUAUGGCAGCAGCUGCUCAUGGCAGUGAAGAUGUCCCUUCACUGUCCCAAAACUGGCAGUAGAAGUGGCUGGGCAGAGGCCAGAGUUACAGGAAGGGUGUUGGCAUCAUCAGAUCUGGGUUCCAGGCAUGGUGUGCCUUUUCGUGAUGGGAAUGAUCUUGGGCAAGUUAAUGAACCUCUGCAUCACUCUGUGUGAAGUUAGAGUGCUUGUCUGUGUUACCUGACUCCUGAGAUUGGUAAAAGAGGGCUUGGUUUACCAGGGCUCUCUGUUAGAUGGUUAACCUCUAGGACCAGGACCCUCACAGAGGUGCAGCUUCCAUGUCAGUUGGUGUUGUAACUAUGGCAAUGCCCCUUUCUGUCCACAUUUUUAGCACCCCCUACCCCUAUCUCUGCCCCUUUUGCCAUGGGGCACCUUGUAAAGUUCUUGCCCCAGUAUAGGGAUAUUUUUCCUGUUUUUUUUUUUUUUUUUUUUUUCUUU